UCCGCAUGCUGAUCGUGCCAAUCCGUCUGCUAUAAUAAAUCCAGCAUAAUGCAUUGAGUCGCCACUUGCCCGUUGUCCGAGCUAAUCUUCCAGAGAUCCCGACCGUUUUUAUGGGAAUACAAAAAAAACGUAAAAAAGAAACCAUUCAAAUGAGCUAGACCACAAUGUGUCACCAUGGCUGCCCAACUCCAUUCCCCAGGGUAUAAAUAGAGGAGAACUGCGUAGAAAUACGACCAGAACUAAAAGUAAUUCCAAAUAGAAGCAAGAUGAGAGCCUGGAAUUCCUAUUUGACAAUCAUCAUUUUGCUGAUCACCUGCUGUCUGGAUUGGACUGGUGCUCUAUUCUUCAAAUCCUGGAAGUCGGGAAAAGGAUAUGGUGCAGUUCAAAACUACGGAAAUAAUCAAUAUGGUCGAGUUCAAAACUAUGGGUAUAAUGGCUAUGGAAAUUACGGCUAUGGCUAUGGAGGCUAUGCUGGAGGAUACGGCUAUAACUAUCCAAAUUACCCUUCGUAUUCGUCGUACUCUCACUCAAACGGCAGACGAAAGCCAUCCGGAAACCGUCAAGGGCGUACCUAUUCGCAAAUUGCGAGAGUCAUUAACCCCGCUCCCUAUGUGGGUCCUGGAGGUAGUAAGUUCCUUCCACAUACUAAGUUUUCGGCUCUCUGGGGUUGAGCCUUUUCUUAUCUAAAAUCCCAUUGUCAGCAGUAUUAAACAUUAAAUAAACUCAGCGAAAGUUACAUCUAUCAACAAGUGGUUUAAUUAUUUUAAGCUCUAUCAAUCCGCUACUUGUAUACGUGUAUAUUAGUCUACGAUCAAAAGAUUUAUGAUCACUGGCCCGCAUUUACGGAGCGAACGCGUGCAAUGGAUCGCUGCGACGUGAUAUACAUAAAUUGAAAUGAAAUGGAGGCGCGACACUACUUAAGGGAAAUACACAUAUGGGGAUUACUCCGAUCUCCCGGUUAUUGGGAUAGUGGG
Messenger RNA from Drosophila suzukii, 974 nucleotides. Its product is annotated as chorion protein S15. Lineage: Eukaryota; Metazoa; Arthropoda; Insecta; Diptera; Drosophilidae. The record is from RefSeq and is a predicted model, not a curated record.